GUGUUUGCACACGUCACAUGGAAUGUUAUGGUGACUCGGUGUGUGACUUAUUGAGAUCGUUCUAUUUGCCGUGUUCUUAUGUUGUAAUUCUUUAUGUUAAUUCUGACCCUCGCAAACAUUCCUCUGCUUGAAUUCGUUGUCGGGAAGUUUGGAAGAGAAGACAAACGAGUCAUGGGUCAAACGGAAUCCACACCUUGCGCUUCUCCAGAACCUACUCCUAAACCGCCAGAGGAAGAUGAAUUAGAAAACUCAGCGGUGGACACUGGAGCAGAGAAACAGGAACCAGAACAACGGCAAAAUUCCUCUCAAGAGAUCGUUCAGGCUCAGUCAUGCGCAGACGCGAUCACACUGGACAGAAGAGCUACAGAGCGAAAGUUAAAUGGUGCUAAAGAUAUGAAGUCAGACCAGAAUCUCAACAAACCCGAACCGAAAAGUCGAGCGUUUAAAAAUGCUGCUAAAAUGGUUCAGCAGGUUGCCAGCGUCAAAAUGUUCCUGUCUUCAUUCAAAAAAGACUCCGAGUAUGUGUUCGUGGAAAUUCCAAAACGGCCUGACGACCACGCCGCUGACUUAGGCUUUACUUUACAUGGCGGUUUUGAUAAUCCACGAAUCCCUGGUGAUCCGGGAAUUUUUAUCAAUCACGUGAUUCCUGGAAGCUUUGUGGACAGAAAGCUGAGGCCUGGGGACCGAGUGCUAUCGAUAAACGGAAUUAACGUCACACAAGUCCCAAUGAAGUACGCGCGUCAAGCAGUGAGGAAAGCUAGGGGUGUAGUCAGACUUUAUAUCAAGAAAUCACCGAGAAGGGAGCAAAGAAUCAAUGAAGCCAUUAGAAAAGAAAACGAACAAGAUGUUCCAAUUUUCAACAAAGAGCAAAUUGAAGCAAACCGAAAAUUGAAGUUCGCGGAGUUUUUGAGGCUAAUGGCAGCCUUAAUAAUAGAUGAGGAAGACAGUGAGGAACAAACACUCAACCCUACCCGGGUUUUUGACCCUGAAGAGCGCGGUUACUUCAGCUCAGAGGAACUCAAGACAGCACUGAAACGCAUGCCGGGAAGUUCUCAGAUGAGAGACUUUGAGCUGCGGGAUAUUUUACGGAAAGCUGAUCCUGACAGGGAUGGAAAGAUAAAUAUUCAAGAUUUUCAAAGACUUCUUGAACCUUUAGUGAGACUUAAAUGACAGAAUUUGAUCAAUGUACAGUUCAUCGCCGAUGGUCAAAUUGUAAUUUCAAUAGAAUGGAAUUUUAAUAAAGUAGCACCGGAUUAGAUUUAACAGCAUUAGCAGCGUUAAUUUGUAAUUAAAGUUAAUUUCCUGGGUAACAGAACGUGAGCCGUUUGACGUGGACAACUUAAUACUUCAAUUUCAAGAUCGAAAAACUGUUCUGAAAUCUGAAAAAAAAACUGAAAUCCAAAACUGAGUAGCAUAUAUAAGCUUCCCAUUGUCCACCCAGUCAAACCACGUAUCUCUUUCUCCAUAUCUUUCUCAAUUCUUUCAUCUGAUUCUAAUUCUAUACUAUGAUCACAAUCGUAAGUCGCUAGCGAAGUAAAUAGCCUUAAUGAUUCUGAAGUGUAGUUUGUUGAUGCGUUCAUCCCGGUGCAUGCUAUUUUCGAGCUGUAUUCAUCGUCGACAAUUAGAACUACCUUCGUUUCAACAUGUCAGAUCUUCAUCGAUAGCGGACUUCAAGGAUUUCCUUGUCAGCAAUGCGAUAAUCAAUAGUCAUUCGCUUGUUCUGUUCAAUACUCUCCUCUAACAUCCGGGUGAUUUCACGGUUUUUGUUACCAUGGGGAAUCUUCAGGUUUUGAUAAAUCUCUAACCCCGUGUACACAUUCACCACAUGUCGUUCCCAGGCGACACUCCACUGAAUUCCUGGCUUCAUCACCACGCCUCGUAUUUCCAUGAUUUCGGCUUCGUCGUCAUCAUCAUCGUCAUCAUCGUCUGCGGCUUGGUCCUUUCUCUCUACAUCUCGACUCAUCUUAGCCGGUUAAGUGUAUGAGGCACUAGUGUAUAAAC
Molecule: messenger RNA, 2001 nt
Organism: Orbicella faveolata
Lineage: Eukaryota; Metazoa; Cnidaria; Anthozoa; Scleractinia; Merulinidae
Biological process (GO): receptor clustering; receptor localization to synapse; cell-cell adhesion
Cellular component (GO): myosin II complex; basolateral plasma membrane; cell junction
Molecular function (GO): protein kinase binding; calcium ion binding
Source: RefSeq, a predicted model, not a curated record